AUGCCGGAAAACGUUGAAGCCAACGGGGCAGAGGUCUCAGAUGUCAUGUCUGAGAAUGAAAACGAGUACGACGACACAGAUCAUCCCAUAAAAGACGACGAAGACGAGACCAUGGCUGAGCAGCACACGCCUCCCGAGCCAGGCGCUGACGGGUCUGGUGAGGUGAAAAAGAAGUACGACCCAAAAGAUCCGCAUCGUCCGAGACGUAAGAAGGCUAGGCGCGCCUGUUACGCCUGCCAGAGAGCUCAUCUCACUUGUGGAGAUGAACGGCCCUGCCAGCGGUGUAUCAAGCGUGGACUUGCCGAUGCUUGCCAGGAUGGAGUACGCAAAAAGGCCAAAUACUUACAUGAUGCGCCCCCUGAGGCGUUGAGACCGGUGCUCGGCCCGACUUUCAACCCCAGUAUGACCACAAAGUCUACCAAUGGAAGACAUGCCUCGAAUGCGACCUCGGAAUCUUCGACUUAUUAUCCCCAAGCGACUAGCUCCCAGACUUACCCCAUCUUCUCCUCGGCCCAGCCGCAGGUGACUAUGCCUGAAGGCGUACCAUUUGCCGCUCAACCCUCGCCUGUCUCGCCAUCGUUCCAACAGCCGGGCAGCCAGAGACCGCAACAGAUGGCAAACAUGCAAAUACCUACUCCCUCAAGUGAGAUCAGCAAUUAUCCUACGGCAUUGUUUGACCCUAGCAACCCGGCAAUCUUCAACUUCGAUUUGGAGGGCCUCAAUUUUGGCAGCCAUUAUGGUGCUAUGGAGUUUGGAAUGCUGGGUCACAUGUCUUCAGGGGCAGCCGAGACCCCACCCAGGGACCCGUCUAUAUCACAGCAAGGCGGUACUGAUGUGAACUACGGCGGAGGUCCGAUGUAUCCGAACGGCAUAAAUCCAUUUGGUCAGAUAUAUGACAAUGGUAUGAUCGAGAACUACAUGAAUCCCGACCAAGGGAAUAACGUGUUCUCACAAGGAAACCUUCAGCAUGGACUGCCGCAUGCCUACGCAAUUGCGGCAGCAGGGCCUACCCCAAGCAGUCUGGCCAGCCCGGGGACUGACAACACAGCCAGCCCACAGCCUACCACCUUUGGGUAUGAGGGUUCUCCAACCACUACCAACUACACCCCGAGCAACACGCAACAGAUGGUUGCACCGCCGAGGACGAAGAGCAAACCUGCCUCUAAUGCGAAUAUCGCUGCCAACGCCAAGAUGUUCGGGCCACAGUCGAUACUGGGCAAGCGGCAACGAGACCCAUCGGCAAUCUACGAAACGGUCAAAGAGCCUUACCAGUACUUGACAGGCUUCCAUAACCUGAUUGCGUUUGUCAAGCGGCGCUUCUCGAGCACCAAAACAUUACGCAUCGCCAAGUCUCUCGCUAGCAUCCGUCCCUCGUUCAUUGCGUGUACACGGAAUCUCAACCGGCAGGAUCUUGUCUUUAUGGAGAAAUGCCUGCAACGUACUCUCUUCGAAUACGAAGACUUUAUGGGUCAUUGCUCGGCACCCACGAUCGUCUGCCGGCGGACAGGCGAGGUAGCUGCAGUUAACAAGGAGUUCAUCGCCCUGACGGGCUGGACGAAGGAUGUGCUGUUUGGGAAAGAGCCAAACCUGAAUGUAAACUCAGGUGACACAUCCGGUUCGGCCAGUGCGGUUAACUCUGAGAAGGGCGGGCUCACCACGCCGCAGUUGAAGGCCAUGGAGCCUGUGAAGUCAACAGACGGAAAGCCCCAACCGGUUUUCAUUGCAGAAUUGAUGGAUGAUGACAGCGUCAUUCAGUUUUACGAAGACUUUGCACAGCUGGCCUUUGGAGACAGCCGUGGUUCCGUUACCAGGAAGUGUCGUUUACUCAAAUACCGCACGAAGGAGACUGCGGAAGUCGAAGAGUCGCCACCACGGGCGCAGAAGGACCCACGGAGUAGCAUUCUGAGCAAUAGGGUCACGCGGAUUGACGGCGAGCACGGAAUCUCCAGGAUCGAGAAGGACGGCAAGAUGGACUGCACGUAUUGCUGGACCAUCAAGCGGGAUGUUUUCGAUAUCCCAAUGUUGAUUGUCAUGAACUUUCUCCCGUGCUAUUAUCGCAACCAGGACCAACUUGCCGUCUAG
Molecule: messenger RNA, 2082 nt
Organism: Neoarthrinium moseri
Lineage: Eukaryota; Fungi; Ascomycota; Sordariomycetes; Amphisphaeriales; Apiosporaceae
Exons: 3
Coding region: 1-2082 (693 amino acids)
Biological process (GO): regulation of DNA-templated transcription; cellular response to starvation
Cellular component (GO): nucleus
Molecular function (GO): RNA polymerase II transcription regulatory region sequence-specific DNA binding; zinc ion binding; DNA-binding transcription factor activity, RNA polymerase II-specific
Source: RefSeq, a predicted model, not a curated record